AAUAUAAAACCUGUUUGGUCGGAUGACGUAUAGCUUGUGUUUCUGUGCCGAGAGCUUUUAGGGCAAAAUUAUCGUGUUUGGAUUGAUUUUACACCUUAAUAUCAUGUUAAAAGUGUCCAAAGAUUCAUAAAAUAUACACAGGAAUCUUAUGUGCGAUAAAUAAACCGAUUCGUGGAUUAAUGGUGUCUUUAUUGGAUAAUCGCAUCGGUUGAUUGUAACGCAGCAUCUAUCAUAUCAAGUACACGGAAAAAAAAUAUGUGACAUUUAAAAUAAAAAUAUAUUUUGCAAUGUUUGUGUGUGUUGAUAAGUUAAACAAAUAUAGUGUGUGAGAAAUGGGUGACCCGUUGAAACAUCCAUUCAAAGUGAAAACAAAAACACUGCUCGUUGUGAUAUCGAAAAAAUGGAUUUGAUCAGCGACCUGUCCCCCCUGAGUCCGGGUCUUAUAGACGAAUUGGAGGCUUUUAUGGCCCCCGUCGGCGAGGGUUGCUUCGGCCAGCCUCUAGACGCACGCCGUAUAGGGGGCCACCAGCUACCUGAAAGUCCACCGGACUCUGGCUCCGAGAACCCCUACAGUCCUGAGACCCAGGUAUCCCACACCAUAGCGGUGUCACAGACCGUGUUAGGCACGGACUACAUGCUGGUGCCGGAACACAUGACCUCCCAUGAAAUUUUACAGCAAAACGGCGAUUACAUAUACGAGGAAUUGAAGAGUGAUAGCAUAGAUCAUGAGGUUUUAAGGAAUAACCUCAACGAUGUAGUGGUCCUACCAGCUGAUCAGAACUUAGAUUUGGGUAUACGCUCUGUCAGGCACGAUUUGGGUUUAACUGAACCCAUAGCCUAUAAUAGAUACGGCCAGAUGAGGGUCGAGCUCCCGGAAUUGGAGCAGGGUAUAUUAAACCCGCAGCUGGUGUCUUUGGGUCAUGAAAACCUGACCCCGGUGUAUACGAACCUUCAGGAACCCAGCGCCAAGAAGAGGAAGCACUCUCAAGACGUGAACUCCCAAGUGAAAUGUGAACCAGCGGCCCUGUCUCCCGAGAGCGUAGCCCGCCCUCCCCCAUCCGUGGACGGCUCCGAGGCCGGCGAUGACCCGCCACUCCAGUGCAUCAGGUUCUCGGCCUUCCAGCAGAACGUUUGGUGUCCGCUAUACGACUGCAACUUGAAGCCUAUUUUGAACACUUCGUACGUGGUUGGCGCUGACAAAGGCUUCAAUUUCUCUCAGAUAGACGAGGCUUUUGUCUGCCAGAAGAAGAACCACUUCCAGGUGACCUGCCAGAUACAGGUCCAGGGGGAGGCUCAAUACGUGAAGACUCCAGACGGAUUCAAGAAGAUUAACAACUUCUGUCUGCAUUUCUAUGGCGUCAAAGCGGAAGACCCGAGCCAGGAGGUGAGGAUCGAGCAGAGCCAAUCAGACAGGACCAAGAAACCGUUCCAUCCAGUGCCUGUGGACAUCCGGCGCGAGGGCGCUAAGGUCACCGUGGGUCGUCUGCACUUCGCUGAAACCACGAACAAUAACAUGAGGAAGAAGGGGCGCCCCAACCCCGACCAGAGGCACUUCCAGCUGGUGGUGGCGCUGAGGGCUCACGUCGCGCACAGCGACUACAUAGUGGCAGCGCAGGCUAGUGACAGGAUCAUUGUCAGGGCAUCGAACCCGGGCCAGUUCGAGUCCGACUGCACUGAGAGCUGGUGGCAGAGAGGAGUAGCCGAGAACAGCGUCCAUUACAGUGGGAGAGUCGGCAUCAACACCGACCGGCCGGACGAGGCCUGUGUUAUCAAUGGAAACCUUAAAGUGAUGGGACACAUAGUACAUCCGUCCGACGCCAGAGCUAAACACGACAUUGAAGAGUUGGACACGGCGCAGCAACUGAGGAACGUGCAGAGCAUACGAGUUGUUAAAUUCCACUACGACCCGUCGUUCGCCCACCACACGGGCCUGGCGGGUCACGCAACGGUCCCCGACACGGGAGUGCUGGCCCAGGAGGUGAGGGAGGUCAUCCCGGACGCUGUCAAGGAGGCCGGUGACGUCACCCUCGCUAACGGGGACAGGAUACGGAAGUUCCUCGUCGUGAACAAGGAUCGCAUCUUCAUGGAAAAUCUUGGAGCAGUGAAGGAGCUGUGCAAGGUGACAGGAAACCUGGAGACGAGGAUCGACCAGCUGGAGAGACUCACCAGGAGGCGGACCACCAGACAUGACAGCGCCAUCAGUAACGAUUCGCGAGUGUCGAUCACAUCUUCGAGGUCCUUCUACAGUGAUGGGAACAUCUCUAUCGAUCAGAUAAGAGACAUCGCCCGCAGCAUCCGCAGACACGAGUGUUGCCACAAACUCAGUCACAAAUCCCCAAAAUUCACCCGAAAACAGUGCAAAAACUGUCAUACGAAUUACACGAAAUAUGGGAAAUAUUACAACUACAAUAAGACAUGCAUCAAGAAUAAAGAAAUGAAGGACAGUGAACAUCCGUAUCCGGAUUAUGUUAAUAGUGCGGAACAGAAGUCACCGGAAGAUAAUUAUACGGUAACAAAAAAGAAGGACUCAUGUCUGUGGUUGCGGGACGACGAGAGCUAUCAACAUGGCAACACUAAACUGCCGUUCUGCUGCAGGAGGAAGUACAGAUACGGCGGCAGCGGGGAGCUAAUAUCAAAUAAAUUCCUGCAAAUCGUUAUCACUAUACUGAUAUUCGUCAUGGCUAUCUGCUUAGUUGCGAUGUCAGCGCUGUACUUCCGGGAGCACCGCGAGCUGGUGUCGCUGAGGGAGAGGCGGGUGACGCCGCGGACAGCGAAACAUAACACUAUACAGAAUCUUAAAAUAUCACAGCACAUGGUGGUCAAGAAAACGGCAAAAGAGAAAGCCCCAUACAAAGUGUCUCCGCAGUACGUGACGUCAUCACCGGAGCCUCCGACGACCCACACGACAAGGAACUACGUGAAGACAUUGAGUGCUCCUGUAGAUGCUCCGUCCUUGUUUCGCUCAGCGGCCACCAUCGGAGCUGGCUGCGGGUCCUCGAGCACUGACAAUGAGCUGGAUUCUGGUUGUCAGUCGUCAUGCUCGGACCCGUCCCAGGUGUUCAACAGCCAGCCCCUGGAGAGCAUCAGGGCCGACGAGGAGGAGAAACAGAACGACACACAGACGGAGAGAAAGAUCCUCACGCCGGUGAUGACGGAGAACAACUACCUGGAGAAGAACGAGAGCAGAGUGAGGCGCGCCGCGGACAGCGACGAGGCGCCCAGGAGCCAGGAGGAGAUGGCGCUGGAGGGGGACGGCGAGGGGGGAGGGGAAUGCGACACGCUCACCCUGGGUGUCGUGAGCAAGAGCUACACCAACGCGAGCGUGUUCAGCGAGCGCGUGUGUGUCCGCGUGCUACGGAAUUAUACGUACACGCUGCCGGUGUCCGCCUGCCUGCACCAGAAAUACCUGGACGUGGUCUUCAGAUCAUCCAAGCUGAGGGAGGUCCGUCUGUGCGACCUUCAGUGCAAAUCCGAGUCCAUGAAGACCUGCCAGGUGGAGCGCGAGUCCUCAAAACCUAUACCGGCUGGUGAUAUCUGGACAGCCAGGGUCGGACUCCGCUGCAGACUCGACCGCUGGAUGAAGAUAAGGGCUGGAUUCGUCCCUCUCAAGGACCUGUGCUACCUGAACCCCGAGGACAAGAUCCCAUUCGUCGAGUUCAACAUACACAUAUACAGGGACUGCAGGAACUGACCGCCGGUGUACAGAUAAUAUAUUUAGUUGAAUUUAAAAUCGUCCGUCCGUUAUCAUUUAUUCCAACAUAGCUUUAACUAUUAUAGAUGAUAUAUUUUUUUAAACCGCGUCAUCUGUUCGGUGGUAGCCAUUUUGUUUUUUUUUUUUUUUUAUUAUAUUCAGUCAAAGGCAUCGGUUGAAAGUAUAGAGAAAUGUUUUUUUUUUAUGAACCGUUCUUAUCUGCACACUGGUCUGUGCGCUGACCACGAGUGUCAGUGUCAGACUCGUUUCGGAUAGUUAGUGCUGUAUGUACUGAUUGUGACGAAUGGUAAGCGUGUCGUAAAAAUAUAUUAAACUGAAUUUAUUGUUAUAAUCUGAUACACGUUAAAAUUUUUCAUUUGACAUUAUGUGUGUAUGUGUGUAUGUGUGUAUGUAUGUCUCUGUUUGGAAGCUGUAUUUUCUACAAAACUAUCAUCAGCCUACAUUCCAUGCCAGUACUUAAUUCACAUAUCUCGCACGAUAAUUCAAUUUAUUACUAACGUAUAUAAAAAAAUUUAAUAAAAUAUAAUUUUUUCUUUAACAUUAAGAUAAGUUUUUUUAAUAUAAUUAAUAUAUAGUUUUAAUGUAAUGUAAUAAUUUAAAUAUUUUUUCCUAUUUGAAUCUCACGGAUAGACGGUCUUCGAUAGAUUGUUAUAAAAAAAAAAUAUCUUUUAAAUUUAAUUAGAUUUUAAAACAUCACAUUAUAAUAAGUUAAGUAUAUUUUAUUUUUUUGUAGAUAUAAUUUCUUGCCAUAUUCAUUAUUUUUUUUUUUCAUAUAUUUUUAUUUUUUUUAUUAUUAAUUAUAUUUUUUUUAAACAAAUGUAUUUUUUUUAGUAUACAAGACGCCGUAUUCUGUUAUCUCUGAGUUUUUAGUUGUAUCUAGUUGAUAUUAGAUAAUAAUCUGUAGUACUAAGAAAUAAAUAUAAUUGUAGAAAAU
Messenger RNA from Danaus plexippus (monarch butterfly), 4646 nucleotides. RefSeq lists its product as uncharacterized. Gene Ontology annotation, cellular component: endoplasmic reticulum membrane; nucleus. The transcript has 20 exons. The record is from RefSeq and is a predicted model, not a curated record. Gene Ontology annotation, biological process: protein autoprocessing; positive regulation of DNA-templated transcription. Gene Ontology annotation, molecular function: DNA-binding transcription factor activity; sequence-specific DNA binding. NCBI's taxonomy places the organism in Eukaryota, Metazoa, Arthropoda, Insecta, Lepidoptera, Nymphalidae. The coding region runs from base 401 to 3691 and encodes 1096 amino acids.